Messenger RNA from Pedinophyceae sp. YPF-701, 4512 nucleotides. The record is from the annotation of a GenBank genome assembly. Lineage: Eukaryota; Viridiplantae; Chlorophyta; Pedinophyceae.
AUGGGGAAGGUGAAGAACCUCGAGGAGAAGAAGAAGGCCGCUAAGGUCUUCUCGAGAGGAGGCGGCGGCGGCACGAAAGGCCCGGCGGUCGUCGACAAGAGGAAUCAGGAGCUGCCGUGUCCGCACUGCGACCGCAUAUUCAAGCAAAAGCAGCGGCUGACGGAGCACAUCAAGAAGCAGCACCCGGAGGAGGAGGCCGCCGCAACUGAGGAGGCUGCCGAGUCCACGUCCGCCGCGCAGACCAAGGAGAAGAAGUACUUCGACGUGGGAUCCAAGGCCGGGUACUACGAUGGAAAGACGCCGCGCAUGAUCCUGCACGAGUGGUGUCUGCAGCAGAAGCGCCCCACGCCGAGGUUCACUGCGCGGAAAACUGACGACGGCGGCGUCACGUGCAAAGCCGUCCUCAAGGACCUGAAAGACACGAACAAGGACAUCGUCUGCUUCGCCCCCAAGGACAAGACCUACGCGUCCGACCAGGAGGCCAUCCAGGACGCCGCGCUCGUCGCGCUCCACGCCGUCCAGGGCGACCGCAACCUCGACCGCGUGCUGCCCCCCGACUUCCUCCCUCUCUGGCAGCGCCUCAGCGCCGACAAGGCCCAGCGCGCGCAGCGCGACGAGCAGCGCCGGCAGCGCGAGGAAGCCCGCGCGGCGCGCAGCGCCAGGGACGCCCGUAUCAAGGCCGAGCAGGCGCGCAACACCCAGAGCGUGCAGCUGUCGUCGAAACAGUUGCGCGCAGUCGAGUCGCUGGUGCGCGAGGACGCGGGCGGGGCAGGGCCGUCGGGGCUCGAGGAGGGCGCGGUUGCGGCGCCCGAGGUCGUCGCGAAGCUGCAGGCGAUGGGGUUUACGUGGACGGACGCGCGGGCGGCCGCGGAGGGGGUGGGCGCGACGCAGGAGGAGGACGUUGCCGCAGCGGUGGGUCGGGCCGCGGACUGGGCGUGCCUGCACGUUCCCGAGGCGCGGCUGCCGAAGGAGCUGCGGCCGGAAGCGGGGGCGCAGAUCACGGUGCUGCGGGCGAAGCGGACGGGCGCGGGGAGCUGCGCUGCGGGGGGUUGGGGGGUCCCGAAAGAGACCCCCGCGGACGUUGCGGCGCUUGCGGACAUGGGAUACUUCGCGCACGAGGCGGAGAGCGCGCUGGCGGAGAUGCCCGGGCUGCGGGACGCCGCGCUGGCGUGGCUGUUCUGCAAGAUGGCCGAGUCGACAGCGGGGGGGGUGUCUUUGGCUGCAACAGGCGACAUGGAGGGUCCGACGGGCGGUGCGGCGUGGCAGGAGGAGCGCGAGGCGAUCGAGGCGAUCUUCCCGGACGCCGCGAGCUUCGUCGACGGCGGCAUGGACCUGACGCUCGGCCCCGACGCAGGCGGGGGGGACGUACCAACCGUCGUCCUGCACUUCCGCGUCCCGCGCGGCUCGCGCUACCCCGCCGAGCUGCCCGCCGUCGGUAUCACGUCCGUUGCCGUUCCGCGGGAGGCGCUGCGGUCCAUCACCAGGGAGCUCGCCGAGACUGCCAUUCGCCUUCUUGGGCAACCUAUGGCUUUUGAAAUCGCGUCGCAUGUGUCGGGCGUGCUGUCCGACGACGCUGCGCUGGCCAAGCACCACGCACACGCGCCGCAGAGCUUCAUCUCCGCGCCGGGAGCCGCGCCGGAGCCGGCACGCGCUGCCACGAAGGCAGGCAGCGAGGCACCGACACCAAGCCAGGCCAGCGAAGCCGGCGACGCUGCGAGCGAGGCGACGCUGGCGAUGGAUGCUGCGCCGCUGGAUAGCAUCGAGGACCAGAUGGCGGACAUGAGCGACGAGGAGGGUGCGGGGAGCGAGCAGCGCAGUGCGCCGCAGCCGCGGCGGAAGGAGCGGCGGCGACCGCAGCGCAGCGCUGCGGAGGCGCAGCGCCAGUCCGCUGCGCUCGCCGCACACGCGAAGCGCAUCGCGACGGACGCGCGGCUUUCGUCGGUUCGGCGCGUGCAGCAGGCGCUCCCGGCAUUCGAGCGACGCGACAGCAUUGUGCGCCUCGUGGAGGACGCGAGGGUGGUGGUACUGAGCGGCGCGACGGGUUGCGGGAAGAGCACACAGGUUCCGCAGGCGCUGCUGGACGCGUGGGUCGCGGCGGGCCGCGGCGGCGAGUGCAACAUCAUCUGUGCGCAGCCGCGCAGGAUCUCCGCAGUGGGGCUGGCGCGGCGCGUGGCGCAGGAGCGCGGCGAGGACGUUGGCGGCACGAUCGGGUACAGCGUGCGGCUGGACAGCAAGCGGUCGGACGCCACGCGGCUGCUGUUCUGCACGACGGGGGUUCUGUUGCGGCAGCUGACGUCAGCGGGGGCGCUGCAGCACGUGACGCACGUCGUCGUCGACGAGGUCCACGAGCGCUCCGCGGACUCAGACCUGCUGCUUCUGCUCCUGCGCGACCUCCUCCCGCAGCUGCCGCACCUGAAGGUCGUCCUGAUGUCAGCAACGGCAGAUGCGAAACUCUUCUCCGCGUAUUUCGACCCCUGCCUCUCCGACAUGCGCGCUCCGAGCAGCGCGAUGGUCGACAUCCCGGGCCUCGCGCACCCCGUCCGCGACCUCUUCUUAGAAGAGGUUCUGGAGAUGACGGGAGUCACGAUCGGUCGAUCGUCCAAGUACGCAAAGAAAGGGGGAGGCGAGCUGCGGCCGCUGCCGUCGCACGUCGUGCCGUCGCGCUGGGCGAGCGGCGCGGCCCCAGGCGCACCAGCUCCGACCGAGCUCUCCGAUGCGACGAAGGCUUCGAUCCACAACAUCGACGAGUCACAAAUCAAUUACGACCUGAUCGCGGAGGCCGUGGCGCACAUCGUGCGCGCGACGUCGAAGCACGGCGAGAGCGCGCUGCUCGCUGGCUGGGACGGCUUGGCGGGCGGGCAGGGCGCGAGGGCCGCGGAGGGCUCCGGGGGCGCGAUUUUGGUGUUUUUGCCCGGGGUGGAGGAGAUCAACAAAACCGCGCGGGCGAUCGCGGCGAACAGGGGCGUGCCGCGGGGCUCGCUGCACGUGCUGCCCCUGCACGGAUCGCUCCCGCCGUCGCAGCAGGGGCGCGUGUUCGACCGCCCCCCCGCAGGGACCAGGAAGGUGGUGUUGGCCACGAACGUUGCGGAGACCUCGAUCACGAUCGACGACUGCUCCUUCGUCAUCGACACCGGGCGCGCCAAGGAAAUGGGCUACGACCACGACCGCUCCAUGUCCCGCCUGGAGCUCACGUGGGUGUCGCGCGCCGCGGCCACGCAGCGCCGCGGGCGUGCUGGCCGCGUCCGCCCCGGCGUCUGCCUGAAGCUCUACUCGCGGACGACCUGGAACGACGUCAUGCAGGAGCACCAGCAGCCCGAGAUGACGCGCACGCCGCUGCCCUCCCUGUGUCUCCGCGUCAAGGCCGCUCUGCCCACCAUGGCGGUUGAGGCCGCCCUCGGCCGCGCGAUGACCCCGCCGCCCGCCGAGGCCGUUCAGAACGCCCUUGCGCUGCUCGAGGCCAUGCGGGCGCUGCGGCGGCAUCGCCAGACCGACGGCGGCGCGGAAGUCCCCCCGGGGGAGUCUCUGCUGCCGCUGGGACUCCACCUCGUGGGGAUGCCGCUGGACCCCCACGUGGGCAAGAUGCUCCUCGUCGCGGCCGUCCUGCAGGCGCUCGACCCUGCCCUCACGAUCGCCGCCGCGCUGUCGUACGGGCGGUCGUUGUUUCUGUCGCCCCCCGACAAGCGUGGCGAAGUGGACGCGGCGAAAGCCGCGCUCGCCGGCGCGCACAAGAGUGACCACCUCGCCGUCGUGGCUGCGUUCGACAAGUGGCAGCGCGCGCGGCACGAGGGCGGCCGGGGCGCCGGCGACGUCGUCGCAGAAGAGUUUUUCCUAUCUCUGCAAGCUCUGGAACAUAUCAGGGCGGCGCGGGCGGACUUGGCGCGCGUCCUGCAGGGCGCGGGGUUCGUGGACGCGCGGUACGUGCGGCGCGUGGCGUCGGGGACGCCGCUGGACGCCGCGGACGAGCAUCCCGCGGACAGGCACGCGCGGAGUGCGCGAGUGGUCAAGGCGGCGCUGUGUGCGGGAUUCUACCCCUCGGUGGUGCGCGUGAAGCACCCGGCAACCAAGUACGAGAAGAUCCGGGAGGGCGUGGUCGUGGAGUCGAAGAAGGGGGACGAUCCGCGCCAGCUCAAGUUCUUCACGAAGGACAAAGGGAGGGUGUUUUUGCACCCAGCAUCUUGCAACUUCAAGCAAGGGAAGUUCGAGAGCGGCUGGCUCGUGUACACAGAGUGCGUUCAAACGAGCAAGGUGUUUAUCCGCGAGAGCUCGAUGGUGCCGGUGUACGCGGUGCUCUUGUUCGGAGGCGAGCUGACGGUGCACCACGACGAGGGUCUGAUCAAGGUGGACGGCUUCGCGGAGUUCAAGGCGCCUGGGAAGGUGGCGGUGCUGGUGCGGGAGCUGCAGGCGCGCGUGUCAACGAUGCUGGCCAACAAGGUCCGCGACCCGUCGACCGACGUGUCGAACUCGCGCGUCGGCCAAGCCAUGCACGAGCUCCUCGCGAACGACGGCCUGUAA